AUAAGCCUAACAGUGGCGAAAUGUUGGGACCCCUCUCCUAGAAGCUACUUCACCAUCCCUAGAGCCGAGCCGGUGAGACCCAUCGACCCUGCUGCCUGGAUCUCACACACUACAGCACUUUCUGGGCCAUACCCCCAUUAUGGUAUGAUCAAAGUCAAAUCUUCUGUUAAUAGAAUGGCAGACUUAUCAUGCUCAACACUGUUAUUUCUCCCUCAUUUCACAGAGUUUGAUGACCUCCCCCUUUCGGUGUCAAAAACAGACAUGGCAACUAUAGUAAAGGUCAUGCAGCUACCAGAUUCAGGCCUGGAGAUCAGAGACCGAAUGUGGUUGAAGAUCACUAUAGCCAACGCUGUCAUCGGGGCUGAUGUUGUCGACUGGUUGUUCUCACGGGUGGAGGGCUUCAAGGACCGUCGGGAUGCUAGAAAAUACGCCAGCAGUUUGUUGAAACACGGCUACCUGAGACACACA
Molecule: messenger RNA, 468 nt
Organism: Sinocyclocheilus rhinocerous
Lineage: Eukaryota; Metazoa; Chordata; Actinopteri; Cypriniformes; Cyprinidae
Product: segment polarity protein dishevelled homolog DVL-1-like
Exons: 3
Biological process (GO): canonical Wnt signaling pathway; intracellular signal transduction
Cellular component (GO): cytosol
Molecular function (GO): frizzled binding
Source: RefSeq, a predicted model, not a curated record